Messenger RNA from Striga hermonthica, 1604 nucleotides. The record is from the annotation of a GenBank genome assembly. Lineage: Eukaryota; Viridiplantae; Streptophyta; Magnoliopsida; Lamiales; Orobanchaceae.
UGCCCUUCACCGCCGACUCCCAUACGUUAAAUGUGAAGUGAAAGUACUGGAGGGUUGCAGGGCACAACUUCUCGAGGAAGUCGAGAGAGUUGCAGAACGCAGUGACAACCUCCUUCCGGUAGGCGUCGAGAAAGACCAAGCCCAUCGGCGAUUUGAGGAAAGACUUGCGCCCUUUCUCUUUCCCGAUCUCCCUUUCAGACACAUUGUCCUCAAUGGCUUUCGAAAGGUCGGCACGGAGUUCAUCGACUUUCACAAGGGCGGCAACCUUCUCAAGGAGAGCACAGUUAGCAUGAUGGUGAGUGUCGCGGUCGGCGCGAGCCUUAUCAACAGAAGGGAGAACGGAAUCAAAAUACUUCGCCACCUCAUGAGGCUCAGGAUGGUUCCAAAGUCAAGAUGGCCUCUCGAGGGUGAUCUUCUCGACUUCAACGGCGGAGGGGGAAGAAGGAGCGACGGUCUUCCCCUUGUCCUUGUUCUUCAGGUGCUUAAGCGACUCGAGCACCAGAACAAACCCGGCCUCGUCUUGGGCCCUUUUGCACGAACCCGACGAUUUCUGCUGUUGGACAACUGCCAGGAUCACCACUUUCAACUUUUUCGCGGCAGUCUUCUCAACUGCCGCCCCCCUCACACCCGACCUAGAAUCAUCGUCGGGCUGUUUCGCAGAAGAAGGGUUAACAGACUUAGCACCGCCCUUAGCUUUCUUGGACUUGGGUCUAUUAUUCUGAUUAACUCUACUGGUUAUCCAAUCGUUACUGUACGGGAAUUUGCCAGGGGCAGGUUGGAUGUAGACAAACUUGGUUUUCCAUUCGGUGACAUUAGAAGAGAGAUCUUCAAUAAAUGUCACGCCAAGGCGACGACCCAAGCAAUGGGCGUCCUUUAUGAACCUAUAGCUAUAACAGUAAAAAAAAACUCGGGAGAGAAAUAUCAAAGCUUUAUUUUGGAAAUAAUUAUGAACGCAACCAUGAUGCGGAUUGCGAUAGAAAAAAAUUGGUUUAUUGGCACACCGUAUAUGUCGCUAAUCGACAUAAGAUCUGGUUGGAUGGGAAAUCGCAAGCCGAAUAUAAUUUGGUCGACAAAGAAGGUGAAAUAUCUGGACGGAGGAUAUCUCCUCUUCCCCGGCGAAUCUCCGACGAAACCGCAGCUGAGCCGCCUCUCCACACGCACAGCAGCUCGUCCACGUCCUUUUCAGCCCGUUCACGCGUGCAUCAAGCUUCUGUUCGAGCUCACCAGCCCAGACCGUGACCACCUCCGCACCAGGCCCGCAGCUCCGCCACCAACAUCAUUUUUCCGGCGAUUUCGCACCAGCUCGCACACAGCAGCGGCUCGACGUCCAUACGCACCCCUCCAACUCAUUCACGCGACCAGCAGCGGCUCAACGUCCGGACAUCCGUGGGCCAACUCUCCACAGCGACUCCACGCGUGCCUCCGAGCUUGCACCCGCGGCCCUCAACAGCAAACCGACCCCCCAGUUGCACUCCACGACUCAGCAGCUCCGUUUCUCGACCCUAGCUCCGACCAGAAGCAUUUUCAGUCCGGUUUCAGCACCUUCAUCUCGGAUCUACAACCCAUGCCCUUGUUUCCGACCCGAUUUGGCUUCUUUGACUCUU